Molecule: messenger RNA, 1065 nt
Organism: Prunus avium (sweet cherry)
Lineage: Eukaryota; Viridiplantae; Streptophyta; Magnoliopsida; Rosales; Rosaceae
Product: DNA-directed RNA polymerase 1A-like
Biological process (GO): mitochondrial transcription
Cellular component (GO): mitochondrial DNA-directed RNA polymerase complex
Molecular function (GO): DNA-directed RNA polymerase activity; DNA binding
Source: RefSeq, a predicted model, not a curated record
UUUUAAGAUCCAGCCAUUGCUUUCACCUUUCUUUCUUCCUCCUUGACUAGACUCUUUUUUGUUUUUUGUUUUUCCUUUUUUAUUUUUUAUUUUCUGGUAGUGAGAAAUGAUGGUUUAUUAAGGCCUCGUGGAUAGUAAAGGAUCAUGGUCCAGCUUCCAAGCUUGCACCUUUGGCCCCUUUCAACCCUAAGUAAAUCCCAAAGGAACCUCUUUUGACAUUUCUUUCUCAGGCCCAGUUUUUUACUUACAUUUCUAUCACACCCUUGAACCAUCCACCUCUUUUAUCAUUAUUUCCAGAAGGCCCCAAAAUGUAGGGUUUUCAUCACACCCCGCACCUCUUCUUCUGAUAAGAACAUCACUUUUUUAGCUUUGCAACGGGAGAGUAACUCAGUAGAUGUUAGAAAACGGAGAACUGCAUUUCCUCCACAUUUUGUACACUCUCUUGACGGGUUCACACAUGAUAAUGAUAGCUCUUGCCUGCAGGGACACUGGCCUACGUUUUGCAGAAGAUAUUGGAACCUACACCCUGCUGAAGUGCUCUGUACUUAGAGGAUUAGAGGGCAUAGAUUCAUCAAAACAAGGGGUGCAUGAUUCCUUCUGGACUCAUGCAUGUGAUGUGGACCAAAUGAACGAGAUACUUCGGGAAAAAUUUGUGGAGCUUUAUAGCAUGCUGAUAAAAUCUCUGCCUCUUCCACGUUGCUUGAAAGUUUCCAAGCAUCAUAUCCAGCAUUGAUUUUUCCUCCACUCCCAGAAAGAGGCGACUUUGACUUGCAACAGGUUCUGGAAUCUCCAUACUUUUUCAACUGAAUUUCCAGUCAUGAGCAGCGAUGAUAACAAUAUGCAGAAAGCUUUGUCACUUGUAUCAUAUGCACCCCCAAAUUGACCAAGAAGCUUUGUUAAGAGUUCAUUUGGAUAGGGGCAGCAAGUUGAACUGGGAAACAGAAGCCUAAAAGGUUCCUUUUGUGAAAAGUGAAAGGACAAAUUUUGAUUCCCAUGGUCAGCAAGUCUCUGAUUCUGAUAGGGUGGUGAUCAUCUUCAGUGUUAAUGAUCUGGCUCUAGUUAGAA